Messenger RNA from Lathyrus oleraceus (garden pea), 786 nucleotides. RefSeq lists its product as uncharacterized. NCBI's taxonomy places the organism in Eukaryota, Viridiplantae, Streptophyta, Magnoliopsida, Fabales, Fabaceae. Gene Ontology annotation, molecular function: nucleic acid binding; zinc ion binding. The record is from RefSeq and is a predicted model, not a curated record. The transcript has a single exon. Bases 1 to 786 code for a protein of 261 amino acids.
AUGGCUUGUGCGGACCCUCAGAAGGUUCUUUAUGGUACUCACAUGUUGUUAGAGGAAGCAGAGUACUGGUGGGAUAAUGCUAGACAAAGAUUUAAGGCUAAUGGUAUUACGCUAACUUGGGUUAUUUUUAGGGACACAUUCUUGGAAAAAUAUUUCCCAGCUGAUGUACGUAGCAAAAAGGAGAUUGAAUUCCUUGAACUUAAGCAAGGGAAUAUGACUGUUGUAGAUUAUGCUGCUAAGUUUGAGGAUUUUUCUAGGUUCCGCCCUCACUAUAAUAUGGUGGAAGCUGAAGUGUCAAAAUGCAUUAAGUUUGAUAAUGGACUUCGCCUAGAGAUCAAACAGUUUAUUGGGUAUCAGGAAAUUCGUCAGUUCUCCGUGUUGGUCAAUAAGUAUUGUAUGUAUGAUGAAAAUAGUCGUGUUAGAUAUGCUCGUUACAAGAGUAUUAGUGAGAAGAAGAAUGGAUACCAGAGUCAUGGCAAGCCGUAUGUGACUCCAGUUGCUAAGGAGGAUCAUAAGACUCAUCAGAACACUGCAAGUGGGAAAGGAACAAGUGAAGGAAAUGCUCAUACUUCUAUUAAGUGUUUCAAGUGUGAAGAAUUAGGUCAUCGUGCUUUAGAAUGUACUUCUAUGAAGGUUUUCAAGUGUGGGAAAUCGGGACAUCAUGCUAGUGAAUGCAAGCGUGCAAUUGUGACAUGUUUCAAUUUUGGAGAGCAAGGUCAUAUUCGUACUCAGUGCCAGAAGUCGAAGCAAGCUCAAUCAAGUGGUCGAGUUUUUGCUUUGAUUUGA